AUGAGCGACCAGGAGGUGGAUGGCGGGGAAGCGUCACACGGUGGCUACAGCCCGCCAGCGUGGAGGCGCCUCGCCAACGGCGACCGCAGCAGCGGCUUCUGGCGCAAGGCUAAUUCGCGUCUCAACGCUAUCGACCCGCUCUUGUUAAGCGGGUUCGGUGGUCUCGGCGGCGGAUUAGGGAAUGGCGGGUGGUCAAGAGAUUUCGAAACUAGUCCCGAGUAUGAUAGCAUGAAUGAAGACGAUAUGGACCAGGACGCAAUCUUGCAGAAAGCCAUCAGGACAAGACUACCAACGGGAAGCCUAAGUCCCGAGAAGGAGAGGAGUCCGGAACCAGAGUAUGCGCGGCGUCAGCAGUUGCAAAAGCAGGCCGAACGCCAACAGCAGCACCAAAGGUUGGCGCCGGUGAUCGAGGAAGACGAUGUCAAGAUCAAGGAAGAACCGAUGGAGGAGGAUGCGGGCAUGGUUUUGAGGGGGUUACCCCGUAAGGGCCCUGAUAACUACUUCCGCUUUGCGGUCAGGGCAGAAGUCCAUCAACGCACAGAACCCAUUGAAACAGCCGUCACUUUUUUGCGCAAAUGGCUCGGCCCGUUGACCACCUCGUGGUCUUCCAUGUUCCUGUCGGGCCUCGUAGCCAUUCUUUCCUAUGCCGCCAUGCGCUCGCUCUUUCAGCCGGCGUCUAUGAGCCCCGUGCCUGAUCUCGUCAAGGUGGCCGGUGUGGCGCGCUCCUUUGAGCCGCUCAUUUACUACUCCGAGAAUGGCAUUCAGCAAGUGGGCGACCUGCAAGCGACCGGCGUGGCGGUAUGGGAUCUAGGCGAGAGUGUUCGCAGCAGUAACCUCACGUCGGCACCUAUCAUCGUCAAGGAGCUGGACGAGUUGAGCGAAAGUCUCAAAACGCUGGCUAUUGAACUAACUAAAUUCUUCGCCAACGUAGACGGUGACAUCGACGGCAUCCUAAUAGUAAUGGACUGGGCCCGCCGCGAGCUCUCCCAACUCCAACACCUCCCUUCCCCGCCUCUUUCCUCCUUCUUCGACAACGUCCACAACCUCCUCUCCGCCUUCGGCAUCCUCGAAGACCCCUCCACCUCGCAACCCACCCGCCUCGGUCUCAUCGCCACCUCCCUCUUCGGCCCUUCCACCCCACAGCGCACAAGGACCACUCUCCAGCGCACCUUCAACGAGUUCCUUGCCGUUCUAGAAGAAGCCAUCACCAACGAACUGCAGCACUCCCUAGCCAUCUUUGCCCUCUUCGAAGCCAUCGACCACCAAUUCCUGAACCUCGCGCGCACCGUCGUCCGCGAAAGUUCCCUGCAGGAAGAACUACACGCAGAUCUACUGUCCUCUCUCUGGACCAGAAUUCUUGGCGCCAAAGCGAGCGAUAUCCAGAAAUACGAGCGGAACCGCCUCCUUCUGCUAAACGUCCGGGAAAAGACGGUGCGCAACAAGGGGAUCUUGGUGGAACAUAACCAUAAGCUCCUGGCGCUGAAAGCGUCCCUGGAGAAUCUGCGGCGGAAACUGGUGUCUCCGCUGGUUAGAAGCGUGAAUAGCUCGACUUUGACGAUUGAUGAGCAGAUUCGGGGAUUGGAAGACGUGGGUGUUUAUCUCGAGGGCGUGAGGACGAGGCAGAAGGGGAAGCUGAUGGAGAUGUUGUAUGGUGGGGGUAGUUAUAGGGCCGGGAUUGGGUCGGACGGGGGCGGCGGGCAGGGAAGUGGUGGUGGUGGAUAUGGAGGAGGGCAGUAUGGGGAGCAGCAGAGGGAGGUGAGGUUGGUUGCUGAUGCUGGUGGUCACGGUUAUGGUUAUGGAAGUGCAAGUGGUGCGACUAGGAGUGUGCAUGAGUCGCAUAGGGGGGAACAAUGAGUAGUUAGUGUGAGGUCUGAUGAACGUUGAGUUAUGGAUGGUAUGGGUACCGUAUGGAUUGGAUUGGAUAUUAUGGACAUGGAUAUGGCAUUUGGGAAGGGAAUGGACACAAAGACGAUGGAAGGGAACAUCAGCAUACUCGGUGCUUGAGGUGUAUGGGUGUAUGGGUGUACUAGGGUGUUGGUGUUUGUGUGAACCGGAACGGGGGGAUCUUAUGGUUUUGUCUACACACUUCUGCAUCGGUUGGUUCUGGUCUGGCUUUGUGCUUUACGGUAAGUGAAAGGGGGCCGGCUGGUCUGCUUUCCAUCAUCAUUGGGAUACAUCAAUUUUCUUUUCAGGACUACUUGCUUGUCUUUCCUUUCAGUUAUUUCCUAUUGUUGUCAGCAUUAUGGGACAGUCAUUCACUCAUUUGAAUACGGAGUUAUGUGCCUUGGGUACAACGGCCGGAGAAAGGGAGUUACUCCAGGUGUUGUCACUGGUGGUUGUCUCUUUGUGGGGGCUUCAUAACCCUUUCGGACUAGUCUAGGUUUAUUACUAUGGUAGGUAGAUAGGCGUUUCACUCUGCUCAUUCAAUUCUAGUUUACUUUGAUCUUUUCUGAUCACAG
Messenger RNA from Neurospora tetrasperma FGSC 2508, 2459 nucleotides. RefSeq lists its product as uncharacterized. The coding region runs from base 1 to 1854 and encodes 617 amino acids. The record is from RefSeq and is a predicted model, not a curated record. Lineage: Eukaryota; Fungi; Ascomycota; Sordariomycetes; Sordariales; Sordariaceae. The transcript has 3 exons.